AUGGUAUCAUCAGGUGCAUCCUCCAUCGUAUUGGGCCUUGCCAUCAGUGCUGCCACCAUGGGUGGCCCAGCAGCUGCUUUUGUGGUCGGAAACACGCCAUCGCAGCCACCAUCUGUGGGAACCAGUACAGUGAUGCCAUUGAUGAUGGCCAACAACGGCGAUGACAGCGUGGAAUCUUCUCGCAAAGAAGUUUUGUCCGCUCUGGGUUGGACGGCUGCUGCAUGGGCUGUUUCGGGUACGCUUGACAACAAGGCGUAUGCUGCCGAAGAAGGUGAAGCUGCCACUGUUGUUGUGGAGGAAAGCGUCGUCUCCCCGAUCCUGCAAUCGUCCAACUUGAAAAGUAUCAAAAAGGCAGAAAAACAAUUGAGCAAGUUGGAGUUUUAUGCUGUCCAAAACGAUUUCGAAGCCCUCAAGGUGGAGAUCCGGAAUGCUCCCUUUUCAGAAAUCCGAAAGAAUUCCUUCAAAUUCAUCAAGGAAUAUGCCGGACAGGAAGAAACACAAUCCAAAUUGUCGGCGUCCUAUGACGUCUUUAUCACGUCCCUCGAAAAAAUGGAUCAGAGAUCGCAAAAACAGGGCCAAUUCCUAGUAUAA
Seminavis robusta is the source of this 591-nucleotide messenger RNA. The record is from the annotation of a GenBank genome assembly. Lineage: Eukaryota; Bacillariophyta; Bacillariophyceae; Naviculales; Naviculaceae.